AUGAUACUUAGGUUGUGUCCUGAAUGUCAAUACACUCGGCCUUCAACUCAACCUUCCACAUUUCCCUGCCAUGAUUCAAGAAUUCCUCCACGACCAACUCCAUUCAAAGGACCCAACCCUGCUCCUUUCAAUCCUGCAACAGCCCCGAUAUUCUUGGGGAAAGUGACACUUUUUAACUCUGCUGCUGCGACAUUCUAUGCGCCUAGUGAUCUGAGCGGUACCGGAGGCAUGUGCCGUGAGCAUAUCUGGUCAACACCAUCAUGGCGGGGUGGCGCGGCUAGGCAUGAUUGCAUUUUCGUUAACUUGGAUGCUGACAUGGACUCUCCCAUGGGCGGGCUUGCGGUUGCGCAGGUCCUAUGCUUUUUCUCAUUCAAGUAUCGAACAUCAUAUUUUACUUGUGCUGUUGUCUGUUGGUACUCUCACGUACUCGAAAGAUGUGAUCUGGACACGGGCAUGCAUAUUGUCACACCUGCAACAACUGAUGAUGGUACUCCAGAUAUUUCAAUUAUCCAUAUCGAUUGCAUCUUUCGUGCUGCCCACCUCAUUCCAGUAUACAGGCCAAAUUUUAUUGCUCAUGGAACUAAUCCACAUGACUCGUACAAUGACUUCGACUCAUACUAUGUCAACAAAUACGCAGAUCAUCAUGCUUUUGAGAUAGCUUGA
Messenger RNA from Suillus subalutaceus, 663 nucleotides. RefSeq lists its product as uncharacterized. The transcript has a single exon. The record is from RefSeq and is a predicted model, not a curated record. NCBI's taxonomy places the organism in Eukaryota, Fungi, Basidiomycota, Agaricomycetes, Boletales, Suillaceae. The coding region runs from base 1 to 663 and encodes 220 amino acids.